AUGGGAAAGGGGGUCAAACCGAUGUCUAAAUCGAGAUCAUGGAAAGAAGUGCCUCUUUUCGCUGGUCUGGUUAUAAUGGAUUGGAUGAGUUGGUCUUAUAAUUUGAGCCAUCAUUUACUCAACAGUAUAUUGUUAGUGAUCGCCGGCGCUCUCAUCGCAUCGGAACUCACGUACCUAUCAAUAGGAAUGGCCGGCAUAUAUACCAGUGCUCUAAACGCUCAUCAUUUGCUUGACUCUGACGACCAAAUGAGUUCCAAUGGGAACCCAUUGCAGUCCAAUGCAAACGCCAGACCCAACCCGACUCCCAACCAGUGUCCGGAAGGGCCGCACCGGCAGUGGGGCGCAGACCUGGACGCAGCCUCUAAGGCAUACUUAGCGCCGAUCGUGUUUAGCGGCAAAUUGAUCUCAAUCUCCGAGGACUACGGCGGACGCAUUGGCGCCACAUUUCACGUCAAAAAGUUAAUCAAAAACCAAAGUUCAUUGUCCGCACAUCUGGUGCUCUCCAGUCACGUGACCCUCUAUUUUGUCCGAAACAAACUCUUACGGCCCGAACCGCCCUAUUGUGCCAUCUUUUUAGACGAUCAUAUCAUUAGUACUCUGAGACCACAGGAGAAGUACAUUAUCUUCGCGUCUCCGCCCUUCACAUUGUUUAGCAAUUCUGUCCAUCACUUCCCAGCCAUUGCCCGCACAUCUAAUCCGCACCAAUCCGUGCGACCGAACAGUGCUAACGGUGUGACCGCCGGUGCCAUCGCUGGCCACUCGCCCUCCACUCACACCACGACUCACACGACAAUCAAUUUAAGUGCAUUCGUCGCUCCAGAGCCUCAUAAUAAACGCUCGGCGCGUCUCGUCCGCAAAGUGUUGUGUCCUCGUUGUGGCGUCCCGACAAAAGGCAAUCUCAGAUUAGGGUGCAAAGUGUCCGGCAAUCCAUUACCACGGGUUGAAUGGUUUAGAAAUGGAAAGAGACUUAAGAACAGAGGAAGAGUUGCCAUCACUACUCGUCGACAAACGUCUCGACUGGAGAUUAGACGAGUCUCGCACUUAACUGAUAGCGGAUUAUAUGAAUGCCGGGCCAGGAAUGUGGUCACUCGGCAGCCGACAGUGGCCAAGAAACGGGUCCGCAUAACCAAUCAGUCCAAACGCAAACCCCACUCAUCGUCGCCGUCGUCCACAUCGACUCGAGGCCCGCUCUGGCCUCAGGUGCGCCCCUGUCCUAUACCGUCCUUCUGUCUCAAUGGCGGCACAUGUACUCUGUAUGAGGCCGUCGGGGAAUAUGUCUGUCAGUGCGCCGAGGGUUAUAUGGGCCAGAGAUGUGAGAGUAAGGACAUCUACUUAAAACUAACCCUUUUGGCCCGAUCAUGA
Medioppia subpectinata is the source of this 1362-nucleotide messenger RNA. The record is from the annotation of a GenBank genome assembly. NCBI's taxonomy places the organism in Eukaryota, Metazoa, Arthropoda, Arachnida, Sarcoptiformes, Oppiidae.